This is a messenger RNA of Gekko japonicus, 1721 nucleotides long. RefSeq names its product neutral cholesterol ester hydrolase 1 (gene NCEH1). The coding region runs from base 65 to 1294 and encodes 409 amino acids. The transcript is spliced from 5 exons. The record is from RefSeq and is a predicted model, not a curated record. NCBI's taxonomy places the organism in Eukaryota, Metazoa, Chordata, Lepidosauria, Squamata, Gekkonidae. Gene Ontology annotation, molecular function: carboxylic ester hydrolase activity. Gene Ontology annotation, cellular component: membrane.
UGAAAAGCGGCGCUGCGGGGUGAAAGGCGGAGGUCGGCCGGGGGGGGCGACGGGGCUGCGCAUCAUGAAGUCGGCCGUGGUGCUGCUGGCCGGGCUGUUCGCGUUCACCGCCUAUUAUGUGUACCUGCCUUUGCCCAGCACCGUGUCGGAGCCCUGGCGGCUCAUGCUGCUGGAUGCAUCUUUCAGGGCGGCUCAGCAAUCGUGCAACCUGGCUCAUUACCUGGGGCUGGGUCAUCACUUGAGGAUUCUGAACUUCAUCAUUGGUACCUUUGACAAGCUGAACCUCCAGUAUGUGGAACAGGAACAGGUGAAGAUCACAGAUACUCAGUUUGAUGGCGUGGAGGUCAGGGUGUAUGAACCUGCAAAGGCAGAGGAGAACCUCAGGCGCGGUGUGGUCUACAUCCACGGAGGAGGCUGGGCCUUGUCCAGUACGAGAGGAAGCUUUUAUAACAAUCUCUGCUCGGUAAUGGCCAAGUCUCUGGAUGCCGUGGUCGUCUCCAUUGAGUACCGACUCGUGCCCGAUUUCCAUUUCCCGGUGCAGUUCAAUGAUGUCCUCCAUGCCGCGAGGCACUUCAUGCAGCCCGAGAUCCUGGCUCAGUAUUCAGUCGACCCCGGCAGAGUUGCAAUUUCUGGUGACAGCGCAGGAGGAAACCUGGCAGCGGCCGUGUGCCAAGAGAUGAGUCAAGAUCAAAACGAAACUGGCAGGUUUAAACUGCAGGCUCUCGUCUACCCCGUCCUUCAAGCAUUUGAUUUUAAUACUCCCUCCUAUCAGCAGAACGAGUUCACCCCCGUCCUGCCCCGAUUUGUCAUGGUGAAGUUCUGGAUAGACUAUUUCAACGGGAACCGUGAGUUUGCCCACUCCCUGGUAGUCAACAAUCACACUUCCCUGGACGUGGGCCAGGCCAGUUCUUUCAGGGACCGCGUGGACUGGACUUCCCUCAUCACUCCUCGUCUCAGAAAGACCUACAGACCUGUAACCCCCACGACAGGGAGAGUGGAAAUCCUGCAGGCUAUCCCUUCGUUACUCAAUGUCCGCGCCGCUCCGUUGCUAGCUGAGAAACAGGUUCUCCGGCUCCAGCCGAAGACGUACAUCCUGACUUGCGAGAUUGACGUUCUGAGGGACGACGGGAUCAUGUACGCCAAACGGCUGGAGGACGCGGGGGUGGAGAUAACCCUGGACCACAUCGAAGACUGCUUUCACGGCUGCAUGAUCUUCACCAUCUGGCCGACCCACUUUUCGGCAGGAAUCCGCACCAGGGACCGCUAUAUCAAAUGGCUUCACGAAAAUCUGUGAAGGACGCCUUCUGGGCGAAAACAAAACUGUAGCAGGCUCCGAAUGCCAUGAGCUCCUUUAACACAAGCUCGUGCCAUCUUUUCUUUUCUUUUCUUUUCCAAUGAGAUUUAAGUUGCACUGUCAGGGUGUGCCACUAACGCCUCGUCUCGAGUCCCUUGGGCUUUUAUGCCACUCUUUCUGACCCCCAAACGCGUUAGCAGGAAGCAAGCUGUGUUCAAGUCAAGGUGACCUCUCAAGCCACCCGCUGGGUGCAUUUCAAAUAGCAGCGCUGUCAGGCAGCCCCUGGUGGGGUUUUCAAGGUCACAGAAGAGCAAAGGUUGCUGGCCCUUGCUUCCCGUGGCAACGCUGGUCUUCCGUGGCGGUCUCCCAUGCAAGUACUAACCAUGGCUGACCCUGCUUAGCUUCUGAGCUCCGAUGCGCUUUGGGC